Molecule: messenger RNA, 1524 nt
Organism: Melanaphis sacchari
Lineage: Eukaryota; Metazoa; Arthropoda; Insecta; Hemiptera; Aphididae
Product: piggyBac transposable element-derived protein 4-like
Exons: 2
Coding region: 1-1524 (507 amino acids)
Source: RefSeq, a predicted model, not a curated record
AUGAAUUCACGUGAAAAAAUAAAUGUAAAUCAGUUAUUAGAUGAAGAUUACGAUUCUUAUGAUUCUAAUAUUUCAAUUAUUGACGAUUCUGAUGCUGAUCCUAAUUUUUAUCCAUCCGGUGUCGCUGAAAAAGGCUCAAUUAACAGUUCACCUGAUGUAUCAAUGGACGAUCCAUCAAAUUCAAAUGUAUUAGUGAUGCCUCAAAUACAAAAUUUAUCUGAUGAUGAAUAUUCGACUGAGGUAAGUACGUCUAGUGAUGAAAGUGAAAAAGAUGACGAGGAUUCUGAAUGGGUUGAUAACUACAAAACUAUUUCUGAUUUUGAAUUUAAUUCGAACUCCUCUGGAAUUAAAAUAAAUAUAUUAGAAUCUGCUAAAGACUCUCCUAUCGAAAUAUUUAACCAAAUUUGGACGGGCGAUAUACUUGAGAUUAUUAUAAGUUCAACAAAUAGUUAUGGUCAAAAACUUGCAUUAAAAGAUCAGCCUCAUAAUAAAAAUUCUAGAAGUUCGACUUUCAAAAAUACUGAUACAGAAGAAAUCAAUAAAUUUUUGGGUUUAUGUUUACUUUUUGGGUCUUCCAAAUUUUCUGUGUUGCGAGAUGCAUUUUCAAAUAACCCAUUAUAUUAUUAUCCAAUCGCAAAAAAAAUUAUGUCAGGAAGACGGUUCGAACAACUUCUGAAUUGUUUCAGUGUUGAGUAUUCGGAAAAAAUAGUAGUUGCUGAUGGCCCAAUGAAAAAAAUUGAACCAGUGUACACAAUGUUAAUUGAUAAUUUUCAAAAAGCUUUUUACCCACAUAUUGAACUUUCGUUAGAUGAGUCUCUGCUUCUCCACCGUGGAAGAUUAUGUUUUCGACAGUAUAUCAAAGGAAAAAAAGCGAAGUAUGGUAUUAAAUUCUAUGAGCUUUGUUCUCCAGAUGGUUACGUUUUAAAUAUAGAAAUGUAUAAGGGAAAACAAUUUUCAAGUGGGGCGCUAACUUCAAAAAUUGACAGUUUAGUACUAAGGCUUAUGAUUCCUUAUUUAAAUAAGGGUCAUCACUUGAUUAUGGACAAUUACUACAACAGUGUUAAUCUUUCGAAUUUACUUUUAAAUCACAAAACACACACCACUGGUACAUUGCGAAGUAACCGAAGGGGUAAUCCAAAAUAUGUUGUUCAAAAAAAAUUGAAAAGAGGUGAUCAUAUUUGGAAACGUCAAAAUAAGGUGUAUGUUUCUAAAUGGAAAGAUAAGAGGGAUGUCUUAUGCAUAACAACCAAUUAUCAACCAAAAAUGAUAGUCUCCAAAAAUAAAUAUGGCCAAGAAAAUCCAAAACCUAUCGAAAUUGCCAAGUAUAAUGAGUUUAUGAGUGGAGUAGAUCGCGCCGAUCAAAUGAUCUCUUAUUAUUCUUGUCCUCGGAAAUCUGCAAAGUGGUACAAGAAAUGUUAUAAACAAAAAACCAGAAAACAAACUUCCAUUCAAUGUCAAAAAUGUAAAGUACCUCUGUGUCCACUAUGUUUUAAAGAUUACCAUGCUGCUCAACCAGAAGGAUGA